AUGUGGCUUCUGCUGGUGCUGCUCCUGGCCGUGCUGCUGCUGGCCGGACUCUGCAAAGUUUACUUGGGACUGUUCCCUGGCAGCUCCCCGAAUCCCUUCUUCGAGGAUGUCAAACGGCCACCAGCACCCCUGGUGACUGACAAGGAGGCCAGGACGAAGGUUCUCAGACAAGCUUUUUCAACCAGCCAAGUGCCAGAGAAGCUGGACGUGGUGGUAAUUGGCAGUGGCUUUGGGGGCUUGGCUGCAGCUGCAAUUCUGGCUAAAGCUGGCAAGCGAGUCCUGGUGCUGGAACAACAUACCAAGGCAGGAGGCUGCUGUCAUACCUUUGGAAAGAAUGGCCUUGAAUUUGACACAGGAAUCCAUUACAUUGGGCGCAUGGAGGAGGGCAGCAUUGGCCGUUUUAUCUUGGACCAGAUCACUGAAGGGCAGCUGGACUGGGCUCCCCUGUCCUCUCCUUUUGACAUCAUAGUACUGGAAGGGCCCAGUGGCCCAAAGGAGUACCCUAUGUAUAGUGGAGCGAAAGCCUACAUUCAGGGCCUCAAGGAGAAGUUUCCACAGGAGGAAGCUAUCAUUGACAAGUAUAUAAAGCUGGUUAAGGUGGUAUCCAGGGGAGUCCCUCAUGCCAUCCUGUUGAAAUUCCUCCCAUUGCCCGUGGUUCAGCUCCUCGACAGGUGUGGGCUGCUGACUCGUUUCUCUCCAUUCCUUCAUGCAUCCACCCAGAGCCUGGCUGAGGUCCUGCAACAGCUGGGGGCCUCCUCUGAGCUCCAGGCAGUGCUCAGCUACAUAUUCCCCACUUAUGGUGUCACCCCCAGCCACACCGCCUUUUCCAUGCACGCCCUGGUGGUUGACCACUACUUAAAAGGAGGCUUUUAUCCCCGAGGGGGUUCCAGUGAAAUUGCCUUCCACACCAUCCCUGUGAUUCAGCGGGCUGGGGGCGCUGUCCUUACAAAGGCCACUGUGCAGGGCAUAUUACUGGACUCAGCUGGGAAAGCCUGUGGUGUCAGUGUGAAGAAGGGGCAUGAGCUGGUGAACAUCUAUUGCCCCAUUGUGGUCUCCAACGCAGGACUGUUCAACACCUAUGAGCACCUACUGCCAGAGAACGCCCGCUGUCUGCCAGGUGUGAAGCAGCAGCUGGGGCUGGUGCGGCCCAGCUUGAGCAUGAUCUCUAUUUUCCUCUGCCUGCGAGGGACCAAGGAGGACUUGGGUCUGCCCUCCACCAACUACUAUGUUUACUAUGACACGGACAUAGACCAAGCAACGGAGCGCUACAUCUCCAUGCCCAGGGAAGAGGCUGCACAACACAUCCCUUUUCUCUUCAUCUCUUCCCCAUCAGCCAAGGACCCGACCUGGGAGAACCGAUUCCCAGACCGCUCCACCAUGAUCGUGCUCAUACCCAGCGCCUAUGAGUGGUUUGAGGAGUGGCAAGCAGAGCUGAAGGGAAAGCGGGGCAGUGACUAUGAGACCUUCAAAAGCUCAUUUGUGGAAGCCUCUAUGUCAACAGUCAUGAAACUGUUCCCACAGCUGGAGGGGAAGGUGGACAAUGUGACUGCAGGAUCUCCACUCACCAACCGGUUCUAUCUGGCUGCUCCCCGAGGUGCCUGCUACGGGGCUGACCAUGACCUGGGCCGCCUGCACCCUCGUGUGAUGGCCUCCUUGAGGGCCCAGAGCCCCAUCCCCAACCUCUACCUGACAGGCCAGGAUAUCUUCAUCUGUGGGCUGCUUGGGGCUCUGCAAGGUGCCCUGCUGUGCAGCAGCGCCAUCCUGAAGCGGAAUUUGUACUCAGACCUUAAGGAUCUUGGCUCUAGGAUCCGGGAACAGAAGAAGAAGAAUUAGUUCCAUCAGGGAGGAGUCAGAGGAAUUUGCCCAAUGGCCCAAGGGGCAUCUCCCUUGACUUACCCACAAUGUCUGCAUUAAAUCCUUGCACACACAAA
Molecule: messenger RNA, 1931 nt
Organism: Callithrix jacchus (white-tufted-ear marmoset)
Lineage: Eukaryota; Metazoa; Chordata; Mammalia; Primates; Cebidae
Product: all-trans-retinol 13,14-reductase
Biological process (GO): retinol metabolic process
Cellular component (GO): endoplasmic reticulum membrane
Molecular function (GO): all-trans-retinol 13,14-reductase activity
Source: RefSeq, a predicted model, not a curated record